UUUACCCACAAAUAAAACGACCUUAGAGACUUCUCUUCGCAGAUUGUCAGAACGUUCUACAUAGAUGUGGAUGAAAGACCCCAGAAGGAAGGAGCAACAAACGUCAAAAACAAAACAUGGCUGUAAACUCUGCUGGGUUUGUUAAAUGGAUUCUUUUCAGAAUUUGGCUAAUGACUGAAAAUCUAAGUUCCAGCUCAACUAGUAUAUGAUUCCUCUGUAAGGAAGUGUAUUUUUAAACCAUAGGUUGCAACAUAAUAAUGGGUUGUGGAUUCGGUUUACGGCGUGGUGACCAGCGUAAAACACAUGCAUAAUAUUUGCGCAAUAUUAUAGAAUGUCGGGGGCGGGAAGGGAAGAGAAUAAAAAUUUGCAUCCCACACAGUAAGGGUCCUUGAUUAUCGGCGAGUCACUGAGGUUCCGAGAGGGGUGUCUCGGCUAAGGCAAACAGCGACCCAACCGCCUCCCGCUAUCUGACCUCCGCCAAGGUGACGCGGCUUAAAGUCAACCGGCGGAAGGGGAGUGGAACGGGACGCGUGCGUGGGAGCGCGCAUGCGCGUACGUGCGUGGGAGCGCGCAUGCGCGUACGUGCGUGUGCGCGUGCGCGCGCGCUCGAGAGCGUCAUCGUCUAGGACGGUGUUAUCCCUGUUACAGGUAUCGCUCGCUACCCUCCUCCUUCGCCCCUGCUUUCCUCCUUUACAUUCAAAUCAAGUCGGGGUUGAAUUUCGAGAGGGGAGUCCGAGGAUCUGGGGCCUGAUUUCUUUUUCUCUCGCCAUUCUUCUUCGGGGAAUGUGUUUCUGAUCAUCUGAAUCUUAAUCAUGUCCAACUGCCUGCAAAAUUUCCUGAAAAUUACAAGCACUCAUCUUCUAUGUUCAAGAUUACGCCAACAGUUAACAAGAAGUAAAAGGAAGUUUUUCGGAACUGUGCCAAUAUCCGGAUUGCAUAGGCGAGUUGUCAUUACAGGCAUUGGCUUAGUGACUCCUCUUGGUGUUGGAACUCACCUGGUUUGGGAUCGUCUUAUCGGAGGAAAGAGUGGAAUUGUUCCACUGGUUGGUGAAGAGUAUAAGAGUAUCCCUUGCAGUGUUGCUGCUUAUGUGCCAAGAGGUAGUGAUGAAGGUCAGUUCAAUGAACAAAACUUUGUGUCCAAAUCAGAUAUCAAGUCCAUGUCUUCUCCCACCAUCAUGGCCAUUGGGGCUGCAGAAUUAGCCAUGAAGGAUUCUGGCUGGCAUCCUCAGUCAGAAGCUGAUCAAGCGGCUACUGGUGUUGCAAUUGGCAUGGGAAUGAUUCCUCUUGAAGUUGUUUCUGAAACUGCUUUGAAUUUUCAGACAAAAGGUUACAAUAAAGUUAGCCCGUUUUUUGUCCCUAAGAUUCUGGUCAAUAUGGCAGCAGGCCAGGUCAGCAUUCGAUAUAAACUCAAGGGCCCAAAUCAUGCAGUAUCCACAGCCUGUACCACAGGAGCUCAUGCUGUGGGAGACUCUUUUAGAUUUAUAGCCCAUGGUGAUGCUGAUGUGAUGGUGGCUGGAGGUACAGAUUCUUGUAUUAGCCCUUUAUCUCUUGCUGGGUUUUCCAGAGCCCGGGCUCUGAGCACAAACUCAGAUCCCAAGUUGGCAUGUCGACCAUUUCAUCCAAAGAGAGAUGGUUUUGUAAUGGGAGAAGGUGCAGCUGUGCUGGUGCUGGAAGAAUAUGAACAUGCUGUUCAAAGAAGAGCCCGGAUCUAUGCAGAAGUUUUGGGCUAUGGACUCUCAGGUGAUGCUGGUCACAUAACUGCCCCUGAUCCUGAAGGAGAAGGUGCCUUAAGGUGUAUGGCUGCUGCUUUAAAAGAUGCAGGUGUACAGCCUGAAGAGAUAUCCUAUAUCAAUGCACAUGCUACUUCCACACCGUUGGGAGAUGCUGCUGAAAACAAAGCUAUCAAACAUCUCUUCAAAGACCAUGCAUAUGCCCUUGCAGUUUCCUCAACUAAGGGAGCAACAGGACAUCUGCUGGGAGCUGCAGGGGCGGUCGAGGCAGCUUUUACCACAUUAGCUUGUUAUUAUCAAAAACUACCACCUACUUUAAACCUGGAUUGUACAGAACCAGAAUUUGAUCUCAACUAUGUUCCACUAAAGGCACAGGAAUGGAAAACUGAGAAAAGAUUUAUUGGCCUCACCAAUUCCUUUGGUUUUGGUGGUACUAAUGCAACACUUUGUAUUGCUGGACUGUAGAACAAAUCAUUUGUAAUUAAAUACUGAUUUUUAAAUGUUA
This is a messenger RNA of Symphalangus syndactylus (siamang), 2235 nucleotides long. RefSeq names its product 3-oxoacyl-ACP synthase, mitochondrial (gene OXSM). Gene Ontology annotation, biological process: fatty acid biosynthetic process. The record is from RefSeq and is a predicted model, not a curated record. Gene Ontology annotation, cellular component: mitochondrion. Gene Ontology annotation, molecular function: 3-oxoacyl-[acyl-carrier-protein] synthase activity. Lineage: Eukaryota; Metazoa; Chordata; Mammalia; Primates; Hylobatidae.